AGAAAGGGAGAGGUCGCACGCUACUACUACCAGCUGCGAGAUGGCCACGCCGGGGCCGCCUCAGAAAGCGAUCGUCACCGCCAGCGCAACCGUCGCCAGCGUCGCCGCGUCCGGCGCCACCGCAUCCAACACCGCGUCUGGCUUCACGUUAGGCGCCGCGCCCGCCACCACCACGCCUGUCUUCUUGUUUGGCGUCCCUCCUGCCGCAUCGUCGAACGCGGCGUCUGGAUUCACGUUAAGCGCCGCGACCGGCACCAAGCCAGGCACCAAACCAGGCGCCAAGCCCGGCACCAAACCCGGCACCAAGCCCGGCACCAAGCCCGGCACCAAACCCGGCACCAAGCCCGGCACCAAACCCGGCACCCCGACCGGUGGCGCGUUGGAGAACAAGUUCUCGAUGCUCAACCUGAACUUCUGGGACCCCAUCUCGUUCGAGCACGAGGAGUCGUCGCCUCAGUGCCGCAUGCGGACCAAGCGCGACAUCAUGGACAUCUACGCCGAGCCGCCGCCGGGCGUGUACAUCGCUCCCGAGGAGCACAACAUCACCAAGAUCCACGCCCUGCUGCUGGGUCCCGCCGACACGCCCUACGAGGGCGGCUUCUUCCACUUCCUGAUACAGUGCCCGCCCGACUACCCGAUCCAGCCUCCGCGCGUGCGCCUCAUGACCACCGACGCCGGCCGCGUGCGCUUCAACCCGAACCUCUACGAGAACGGCAAGGUGUGCCUCAGCAUACUGGGCACCUGGGAUGGGCCCGCCUGGAGCCCCGCGCAGUGCAUCGCGAGCGUGCUCAUCUCCAUACAGUCCCUGCUGACGGAGAACCCGUACUACAACGAGCCGGGCUUCGAGACCGAGAGGCGGCUGGGCGACUCGAAGCGCUACAACCUCAUCGUGCAGCACGAGACGAUCCGCGUGGCCGUGUGCGACGCCGUCGAGGCCUGCCUCGAUGGACGCUCGCUGUGCCCGCCGACCCUGAGGGGGGUGAUGCUGAACGCCUUCCCGGACUACUACGACAAGUACGAGCAGGUGGUCAAGUCAAACAUGGAUCUCACAGGUGCGCGCAUGUUCGACCCGUUCGGCGCCAGGAGGGGCCUGUACCAGUACGAGACGUUGCUCAAGCGGCUGCAGAAACUGAAAGAGGGAGUCCGAAAGUGGCUCGAGACCCCGCCUGAACAGAGAGAAUAAGUGGCUCAUGUUUCUGUGUCGUGGCCCGGGAGCACGCAAGAAGCUGAAUCUACUAUGUGAUUUUUUUUUUUUUUUUCGUCUCUCUCUGUCGUUCCUGCGUAGCCAUCUCAGACUGGACGUGAAAGUAAAGCGAGACUUUUUUUUUUUUUUUUUGUUUUUUGAAGCUGUUAAGCUGCGCGAAACAACAGUGUUGUUAACUGUGAGACAGAGUGGUUCGUCUCAGUAGUUCAAUGCAUUCAAAUAAAAAGCUUGACAGCGAA
Dermacentor silvarum is the source of this 1443-nucleotide messenger RNA. RefSeq names its product ubiquitin-conjugating enzyme E2 Z. Gene Ontology annotation, cellular component: nucleus. Gene Ontology annotation, biological process: negative regulation of apoptotic process. NCBI's taxonomy places the organism in Eukaryota, Metazoa, Arthropoda, Arachnida, Ixodida, Ixodidae. The record is from RefSeq and is a predicted model, not a curated record. The coding region runs from base 41 to 1183 and encodes 380 amino acids. Gene Ontology annotation, molecular function: ubiquitin conjugating enzyme activity; cysteine-type endopeptidase inhibitor activity. The transcript has a single exon.